AUGGACAUUUACGGUGGCAUUGGUUCUUCAGUCAUAGACUACGGUGGCAUUGGUUCUUCUGUCAUAGACUACGGUGGCAUUGGUUCUUCUGUCAUAGACUACGGUGGCAUUGGUUCUUCUGUCAUAGACUACGGUGGCAUUGGUUCUUCUGUCAUAGACUACGGUGGCAUUGGUUCUUCUGUCAUAGACUACGGUGGCAUUGGUUCUUCUGUCAUAGACUACGGUGGCAUUGGUUCUUCUGUCAUAGACUACGGUGGCAUUGGUUCUUCUGUCAUAGACUACGGUGGCAUUGGUUCUUCUGUCAUAGACUACGGUGGCAUUGGUUCUUCUGUCAUAGACUACGGUGGCAUUGGUUCUUCUGUCAUAGACUACGGUGGCAUUGGUUCUUCUGUCAUAGACUACGGUGGCAUUGGUUCUUCUGUCAUAGACUACGGUGGCAUUGGUUCUUCUGUCAUAGACUACGACUACGGUGGCAUUGGUUCUUCUGUCAUAGACUACGGUGGCAUUGGUUCUUCUGUCAUAGACUACGGUGGCAUUGGUUCUUCUGUCAUAGACUACGGUGGCAUUGGUUCUUCUGUCAUAGACUACGGUGGCAUUGGUUCUUCUGUCAUAGACUACGGUGGCAUUGGUUCUUCUGUCAUAGACUACGGUGGCAUUGGUUCUUCUGUCAUAGACUACGGUGGCAUUGGUUCUUCUGUCAUAGACUACGGUGGCAUUGGUUCUUCUGUCAUAGACUACGGUGGCAUUGGUUCUUCUGUCAUAGACUACGGUGGCAUUGGUUCUUCUGUCAUAGACUACGGUGGCAUUGGUUCUUCUGUCAUAGACUACGGUGGCAUUGGUUCUUCUGUCAUAGACUACGGUGGCAUUGGUUCUUCUAUCAUAGACUACGGUGGCAUUGGUUCUUCUGUCAUAGACUACGGUGGCAUUGGUUCUUCUGUCAUAGACUACGGUGGCAUUGGUUCUUCUGUCAUAGACUACGGUGGCAUUGGUUCUUCUGUCAUAGACUACGGUGGCAUUGGUUCUUCUGUCAUAGACUACGGUGGCAUUGGUUCUUCUGUCAUAGACUACGGUGGCAUUGGUUCUUCUGUCAUAGACUACGGUGGCAUUGGUUCUUCUGUCAUAGACUACGGUGGCAUUGGUUCUUCUGUCAUAGACUACGGUGGCAUUGGUUCUUCUGUCAUAGACUACGGUGGCAUUGGUUCUUCUGUCAUAGACUACGGUGGCAUUGGUUCUUCUGUCAUAGACUACGGUGGCAUUGGUUCUUCUGUCAUAGACUACGGUGGCAUUGGUUCUUCUGUCAUAGACUACGGUGGCAUUGGUUCUUCUGUCAUAGACUACGGUGGCAUUGGUUCUUCUGUCAUAGACUACGGUGGCAUUGGUUCUUCUGUCAUAGACUACGGUGGCAUUGGUUCUUCUGUCAUAGACUACGGUGGCAUUGGUUCUUCUGUCAUAGACUACGGUGGCAUUGGUUCUUCUGUCAUAGACUACGGUGGCAUUGGUUCUUCUGUCAUAGACUACGGUGGCAUUGGUUCUUCUGUCAUAGACUACGGUGGCAUUGGUUCUUCUGUCAUAGACUACGGUGGCAUUGGUUCUUCUGUCAUAGACUACGGUGGCAUUGGUUCUUCAUGGUUCUGUCACCCUUUCUGUCAGACUACGGUGGCAUUGGUUCUAGACUACGGUGGCAUUGGUUCUUCUGUCAUAGACUACGGUGGCAUUGGUUCUUCUGUCAUAGACUACGGUGGCAUUGGUUCUUCUGUCAUAGACUACGGUGGCAUUGGUUCUUCUGUCAUAGACUACGGUGGCAUUGGUUCUUCUGUCAUAGACUACGGUGGCAUUGGUUCUUCUGUCAUAGACUACGGUGGCAUUGGUUCUUCUGUCAUAGACUACGGUGGCAUUGGUUCUUCUGUCAUAGACUACGGUGGCAUUGGUUCUUCUGUCAUAGACUACGGUGGCAUUGGUUCUUCUGUCAUAGACUACGGUGGCAUUGGUUCUUCUGUCAUAGACUACGGUGGCAUUGGUUCUUCUGUCAUAGACUACGGUGGCAUUGGUUCUUCUGUCAUAGACUACGGUGGCAUUGGUUCUUCUGUCAUAGACUACGGUGGCAUUGGUUCUUCUGUCAUAGACUACGGUGGCAUUGGUUCUUCUGUCAUAGACUACGGUGGCAUUGGUUCUUCUGUCAUUUUUCCCCCAAGUAAGAUUCAUGUCUGA
Molecule: messenger RNA, 2208 nt
Organism: Oncorhynchus keta (chum salmon)
Lineage: Eukaryota; Metazoa; Chordata; Actinopteri; Salmoniformes; Salmonidae
Product: spidroin-1-like
Exons: 3
Coding region: 1-2208 (735 amino acids)
Source: RefSeq, a predicted model, not a curated record